Messenger RNA from Hemiscyllium ocellatum (epaulette shark), 1769 nucleotides. RefSeq names its product integrator complex subunit 3 (gene ints3). Gene Ontology annotation, cellular component: cytoplasm. The coding region runs from base 195 to 1769 and encodes 524 amino acids. The transcript is spliced from 15 exons. NCBI's taxonomy places the organism in Eukaryota, Metazoa, Chordata, Chondrichthyes, Orectolobiformes, Hemiscylliidae. The record is from RefSeq and is a predicted model, not a curated record.
GGCGGAGGAGGGAGGGAAAUGGAAGCUGAUGGGGGGCGGGGCCCAAUGGAGUGUUGUUGCCCGUCCGCCGCCAUGUCCCCGCCGCCGCCGCCGCCGCCGCUGAGGUGAUCCCGUUCCCGGCCUUCGAGCAUCCAGGCGGGGUGCGGCGGGCGGGUGGGUGUCCGAGGCCCCCCCCGGGCGCUCCGCCUCGCCGCAUGGAGGCCGCUCUCAAGGCCAAGGGGAGGCUGCUGGCCUCCAACGCCUUGGACGCGAAGGACGAGCUGGAAGAGAAACUAGAGAGGUGUUUCAGUGUGAUUUCGCCAAUGGUCAGUGGUGUGUCUGAGAGAGAAGCUAACGAUGCAUUGAAUGCUCAUGUCUGCAAGGGGGCCCAGCAACAUGAGGAGGUUUGUCUGGGACUUUUAACGAUGAUUCUAACCGAACCUUCGCAAGCGCAAAGGUGUUACCGGGAUCUGAUGUUGGUGAGCAGAGACGGCAUGAACCUGAUUUUAAUGAAGAUUAAUCAGCUCCUCAUGGAGAAGUACCUGAAACUGCAGGAUACCGUGAGGAUACAGUUGGUGUGGACAGUCCGUGAAGUUGUGAAGAACGCUGUGUUGGGAGCAGAUGGAGUGUGUAUGACGUUAAUGAAGCAGAUUGCUGGCGGCGAUGUGACUCCGAAGAAUAUCUGGCUAGCUGAAAGUGUCCUUGAAAUCCUCGUGGACCAGCGGGAGUGGGUGCUGAAGAGUAACAUGCUGAUCGCCAUGAUCGUUUACACCUACCUCCGGCUCAUCGUGGAUCACCACGGCACACCGCAGCUGCAGGCACUCCGACAGAAGGAGGUGGACUUCUGUAUGACCCUGCUCCGGGAGAAGUUCAUGGACUGCACGAUGAUCGGCCGAGACCUGGUCCGACUACUACAGAAUGUUGCGAGGAUACCAGAAUUCGAGAAGUUAUGGAGAGACAUUCUACAUAAUCCUCAGGCCCUGAGCCCCCAGUUCACAGGUAUCCUGCAGCUUUUACAGACUCGAACGUCCCGGAAGUUUCUGGCCUGCCGUUUGACCCCCGACAUGGAGACCAAGCUGCUGUUCAUGACCUCCAGGGUACGGUUCGGCCAGCAGAAACGCUACCAGGACUGGUUUCAGCGUCAGUAUCUGUCCACCCCCGACAGCCAGUCGUUACGCUGUGACCUGAUCCGUUAUAUCUGUGGCGUUGUUCAUCCAUCCAAUGAGGUUCUGAGCUCAGACAUCCUCCCUCGAUGGGCCAUCAUCGGUUGGUUACUGACCACGUGCACGUCCAAUGUUGCAGCUUCCAAUGCCAAGCUGGCCCUGUUUUAUGAUUGGUUAUUCUUCAACCCGGAGAAGGACAGCAUCAUGAACAUCGAGCCAGCCAUCUUGGUUAUGCAUCAUUCCAUGAAGCCUCAUCCAGCCAUUACUGCCACUCUGCUUGACUUCAUCUGUCGGAUUAUUCCUCACUUCUAUCCCCCGCUGGAGUCCCACGUCAGGCAGGGGGUGUUCAACUCACUCAAUCACAUUGUGGAAAAGCGAGUGCUGGCGCCCCUGGCGCCUCUGUUCGACAACCCAAAACUGGACAAGGAGCUGCGUGCCAUGAUCCGGGAGAAGUUUCCGGAAUUCUGUAGCUCGCCCUCCCCACCGGUGGAAGUGAAAAUUGAGGAAUCCGUUGCCAUUGAUAUGGAUAACCAUGUCACUGACAAAGAGCGGGAGGAGAACUGCUAUGACAGUACAGAUGCUGCCUUUAGUGAUGAUGAGGAGGAGAUGAAUAAUAAAGGUAAGUGA